Messenger RNA from Manis pentadactyla (Chinese pangolin), 9043 nucleotides. It is a transcript of the gene GABRG3, whose product is annotated as gamma-aminobutyric acid type A receptor subunit gamma3. The record is from RefSeq and is a predicted model, not a curated record. Bases 1 to 1404 code for a protein of 467 amino acids. Gene Ontology annotation, molecular function: benzodiazepine receptor activity; transmitter-gated monoatomic ion channel activity involved in regulation of postsynaptic membrane potential; GABA-gated chloride ion channel activity. Gene Ontology annotation, biological process: synaptic transmission, GABAergic; monoatomic ion transmembrane transport; gamma-aminobutyric acid signaling pathway. Gene Ontology annotation, cellular component: synapse; GABA-A receptor complex; dendrite membrane. The transcript is spliced from 10 exons. NCBI's taxonomy places the organism in Eukaryota, Metazoa, Chordata, Mammalia, Pholidota, Manidae.
AUGGCCCGGAAGCUGCUGCUGCUCCUCUGCCUGUUCUCGGGCUUGCACGCGCGGUCCAGAAAGGUGGAAGAGGAUGAAUAUGAAGAUUCAUCAUCAAACCAGAAGUGGGUCUUAGCUCCUAAAUCCCAAGAUACUGAUGUGACUUUGAUUCUCAACAAGUUGCUAAGAGAAUAUGAUAAAAAACUGAGGCCGGAUAUUGGAAUAAAACCAACUGUAAUUGAUGUUGACAUCUAUGUUAACAGCAUUGGUCCCGUGUCAUCAAUAAACAUGGAAUACCAAAUUGACAUAUUCUUUGCUCAGACAUGGACAGACAGCCGCCUUCGGUUCAACAGCACAAUGAAAAUACUCACUCUGAACAGCAACAUGGUGGGGUUAAUAUGGAUUCCAGAUACAAUCUUCCGCAACUCCAAAACUGCAGAGGCUCACUGGAUCACCACCCCCAAUCAGCUCCUCCGAAUUUGGAAUGAUGGGAAAAUCCUGUAUACUUUAAGGCUCACCAUAAAUGCAGAGUGCCAGCUGCAGCUGCACAACUUCCCGAUGGAUGAGCACUCCUGCCCGCUGAUUUUUUCUAGCUAUGGCUACCCCAAAGAAGAAAUGAUUUACAGAUGGAGAAAAAAUUCAGUUGAGGCAGCUGAUCAGAAAUCCUGGCGGCUCUACCAGUUUGACUUCAUGGGCCUAAGAAACACCACAGAAAUUGUGACAACAUCUGCAGGUGAUUAUGUUGUCAUGACUAUAUAUUUUGAAUUGAGUAGAAGAAUGGGAUACUUCACUAUUCAAACAUAUAUUCCCUGUAUACUGACUGUGGUUUUAUCCUGGGUGUCAUUUUGGAUCAAAAAAGAUGCUACACCAGCAAGAACAGCAUUAGGCAUCACCACAGUGCUGACCAUGACCACGCUCAGCACCAUAGCCAGGAAGUCCUUACCCCGUGUGUCCUACGUGACUGCCAUGGACCUCUUCGUGACGGUGUGCUUUCUAUUUGUCUUUGCUGCUCUGAUGGAGUAUGCCACCCUCAACUACUAUUCAAGUUGCAGAAAACCAACUACCACUAAGAAGAAAACAUCGUUACUACACCCAGAUUCCUCAAGAUGGAUUCAUGAGCGAAUAAGCCUACAAGCCCCCUCUAACUAUUCUCUCCUUGAUAUGAGACCACCACCACCUGCAAUGCUCACUUUAAACAAUUCCGUGUACUGGCAGGAAUUUGAAGAUACCUGUGUUUAUGAGUGUCUGGAUGGCAAAGACUGUCAGAGCUUCUUCUGCUGCUAUGAAGAAUGCAAAUCGGGAUCCUGGAGGAAGGGGCGUAUUCACAUAGACAUCUUGGAGCUGGACUCGUACUCCCGGGUCUUUUUCCCUACAUCUUUCCUGCUCUUCAACUUGGUCUAUUGGGUCGGAUACCUGUAUCUCUAAAUGCCACUCGUGGUGAUGAGUGAAGAGCGCUAGUUCCCCUCUUUCUCUUCCACCCUCCCCAGACUGGUAGCAGCCAACUGGAGUAGCAAGAAAGGACACCGUUCGGUAUAAAUGAAGUUAUCCUUACCUCUGAGUAGUGCAGGGGUGUGUGGCAACUAUACUUCUGUUAAUGUAUUUCACAAACACACAUGUAUGAGAGCACACCCAUCCACCUACAUGCACACACACACACAUACAAAGUUAAUUGAGUUUUAAAAUGUUAUUCUUGCUAAUCCCUUACUGAAACUGUAGCUUGGUGAUGUGCAUGAAUAUGUUUUGGACAGCAGAGGAGCUGACAAUUACCCCCUCAAGGAAAUGUGUAAAACACGCAGGCAGAUACCUGAGAAGCUCUUCUGUCUCUUUCCUUGGCAGCCCUCAGUGGCACAAAUGCCCAUGUAUGUGCAGUCAUUGCCGCCCAGGACACACUCAUCCUGAUCUGAGCUCCGUGCUCCAGGGCAGUUUGAGUUGCAGUCAGUUUUCACCCCAUUUCCUCCCUGUGGCAUAUUUUGCUCUGGCACCAUCAUCAUUAGUGAGCAUUCCUGUACCUAAUAACCUCACCCUAGGCUGGGGAGGGUGUCCGUGAAACAUCCACAAGUUUCCAGUUAAGGAAAAAAAAUAUGGUUUUUAAAAUUCUCAUGUUGCUGAAGUCGUGAUGUUGAUGUUCUCUGAGCUUCAGAAAGUUAUUACUUUAUUCCAAACUAUUGAAAGUCAGAAGUAUUUGAAUUUUGGGUUCUUGGACUAGUUCAGCUUGAGUUCAGAUCUUACCUUGAGAGUUGUGUUUCACUAGACCAAGGGACACUGCCAGAGUGUGUGUCUUGUUUAUGUUAUGCUACUAUAGGUUCAUCCAUUAUCUUCAUCUUGCAAAGAAAGGUACUCAGCAUUCACAAGACCUUGUCUUGAAAAUGUGUUCUAGAGCAUGAAAGAAAUGUAGAUAGGAUUUUAAAAGUUUCUUAGUGAAUAUUAACUUUGAAGACAAAUCAACUUUAGAUGCAAAAAAUAAUCAGACUAUCAUCAAUAAGGUAUUUUGAGCAAAAAUUAUUUUAUACUUUGAAAUAUGGAUAUGCAGCAAAAUCCUAGAGGAAAAAUAAUCCCCUGAAAUUAUUACUCUUUUGAUAUUUUUAUAGCACAAAGCCUACUUGCUUCCUGAUGUUAGUUCUUUGUUAUACCUGGAUGCUGGUAUGUACUUCACAAGACUCUUCAGAAGCUUCCCACCAUUGAUAGGAAAAAAAAAGUCCUACCAGUUCGCUAAUAAUGCUUUGGCAUUAUAAAAAUCUGGGUACUAAAAUAUGGGUACCAGAAUCUCUACGCUUCUCAUCUUUCUAACCCAGAAAACUGAAUUAAUUUUAUUGGAAACCAUAACAUUUUGUUUUAAUUACCUACUGUAACUAUUACUACUCAGAAAAAAAGGUAAAAUGAUGUGCAAAGUAUAUAAAAGUGCUUAUUUUCCACAUUUUACUUAAUGCAGACCAGACACAGAAGGGGAUGGGAGUGGGGGAGGCCAGAAAAGUUGAAGCUGGAUGAGCCUGUUUAUUUUUAGGGACAUCAUUACAUAUGAACUAAUUGCAAAUAUACUGAUACCUGAUCACCCAGUUUUCAAGGAGUGAGUCUAUAUACUGUGAGACAUUCGAACCCAUUGCUUUUCUUCCUGUCAACUCCCUGCAUUUUGAUUUGAUAGCUGCUAUAUCGGCUCAUUGGCUUCUGUUUAGCAAAUCCAGUUCUAAACAUCAAAUAACAGUACAUAUUCGUGGGUAAACAGGUUGAACCUGUUGUCCUAAAUGAAAUCUCUGCUCUGUUGGAGAAUCUCUCCCAUUAGCAGCUUUGUCUUGGCCCUCAUGCACAAACCACCCUCCUGCCAACUGCAGAGAUGGUCUUGAGGAACCCUUAGCAAAGGAACCCCACCGCCUCCCAACAGGGCCAGAGCACCCUGGGAAGGCUGGUCUUCUUCAUACACAAUUUCCAACUGUAUGGAUUUAUGAUUUCUAACAAUGUAAAGAAUUUCAACCUGUUACAUCUCAAAAGAUGUUCUGGAAGAAACUGGAUUUUCUAGUGAAAUUCUUCUUAGGAAGAAAAUAACAUAAGAGCAUUUCUGUAACAGAUUUGGUCCAAUUUUACCUUAAUUUUUUUUUUUACUGAUGCCUCUUAUUUCAAAACCACUCAAUAUCUGGGCAUCAUUGGUAACUAUCAUGAAAUUAUACAUAUAGGACGUGUACAUCAAUAACCUCUGUUUUCUGAACACAACCGUUCUUUUCUCCCUAACCUCAGUCAUCCUGCUGAUCUAAACACUCUAGUUCCUGGUUCCUUUUCUGUGAAGGAGAACCUUCAUCUCAAGAGAGUCUAACAGAAUCUCAUUCAGCAUAAAACAGAUUCCUGCACACAGAGCAACCCACCCCCUACAGGGUCUGACUACAAAGAAUAAAACCAGAGAACACACCACUGCCCGCCCCCCUGCCGGCUUGCCAGCGCACAUUCUCCUUAUCAGUCUCGGCUCCCGAGACAAGCCUUUUCUGUCCACAGUGUGGGGUAGUGGGGUGCACCUCACACAGGUGCAGUGCUCAGGGGCAUGUUUGUUAGUGUGUUUGAGUUUACUCUUUGGAGGAAGGAAGAGGAGGGGUAGAGGGAGAGUGUGAGGGAAAUGCACCCCUCUUGAAUGGAAGGAUACUCCAGUAGGCUUGGUUGGUCGGGUAUGUAUGGAGCACAUGGGUGUGAGACUGUUCUGUGCAGACCCUGUGCCCUUACAGCAACACCCAGUUUGCUUUGCACGUAGAGUUGGGGAGUAUUUUGUGGUUGUGCGGCAGCUGGCACGGCAGUCGUCUGAGUGACCUGCGUUCCAAAGGUGCUGGUGUGCUCCUCAGUUGCCAAAGUACUCUAAAUUGAGGAGAUGACAGUUCUGCAUUUUUAAAAGAUUUUCUAAUUUCUGGCCACUGUGGAUCAUACUUACAACUGUGAUUGUCUCUCUUUAAAGCUGUAUCCAGGCUAAGAGGGGAAGAGAAGAAAAGGCAUUUAUGGAAUUAAAGCAAAAUGCCUCUUCAUAGACUAGAAAGUUUCUGUUUCUACAGUCUCAACACACUGACCAGAACACAGACUUUCAGAUACUGGAAAGAGAGAGACAGUGUUACUAUAAAUUUCUGGACCCAGCCAAUACUGCCCCCAAAAUACCCAACAUAUGCCUUAAAAUAACACAUAAAGUUCAAAUCAUACGUAUCUUAUAGAUCUUCCAUUUCCUGUGAUCACCUGUAUUUCAUACCAGGUUUUACUUAUCUUUUAUGAAUGGGUGGAGACAGGAUUUCAUUUCUUCACAUGCCAAACAGUCUUAUCACUAAUCGUAUACCAAAUCAGAAAAGAACACAAUUUUUGUGGAUUCUUCAGUUAAGGAAAUGCUUAUCCUUGAUAGCAAAGCAUUUUCAGGCUACAUAAGGGAAAUUGGGGCCAAUCUGCAAGUCAGUGACACAGUGCUUGUAAUGGGAUGUGAAUGUCCUUUCGCCUGGCCAUAGCUUGCCGCAGUAAAAGUGUUUAGGCAUAUUUUCUGCUGCUCUGCAAAGGAGGGUAAUUGAUAACCCUAUUUAUCCUUGAUGAAUACUUGCCACAAUUAGUAAGCAAUGGGGCACUCUUUAUCUAAAGGGCUAGAAAACAACACUAACAAAACCUCUUCUUCCUUGAUCAUUUUAUCUUGACUGAUAGUAACUGAAAACUUCCUGUGAUUUUCUUUGCAAACUUGAGGUCUUCAACCAUUAUACUUGUCACUAUAUCAGAUCAAUGCUCUUGAGACACAUGCAUUUUUAAUUCCUUCCAUGAUUUUGCAACUGCCUGAGUGUUUUUUCUGACAGUUUAUAUACAUAUGAAAUUCCAUCCUCAAUUUCUGAAAAAAAAGUUUGUGAAGGAUGGGAUAAACAAUUGGGAUGUAAAUACAUAUUGAAAUGUUUACUAUCAGUCUUGGGCUUCAGAACAUUAUCUUUCUAAAAAUAUUCAGAAAGAUGUCUGGAAAUAAGGGGGAAAGAACCAGAUUGUGAAUACAUUGCAAAUGAGAAAUUCACAAUUUUUUGUUGCGCCCCCGUACAAAUUGCCCAAAAUUGAGGAAACAUGUAAUCUGUAGAUACUCCUUUUUCUGAAAUUUGCCAUUAGGAAACAUUCAGGUUCGCAUGAUUUAGCAGUGCCUCCAUGUUGUAUAUCACAACCAAGGAACCAAAAAGAGGCAUUUCAGGUGAAAUGACAGACCCUUUCUUGUAUUUCUUGUCAACUCACAUUUUACUAUAAAAUUAGAUUUCUAACAUUAUAAGGAGAGAACAUAUGUGUUGUAUCCUAUUGAGAUAACAGGAUAACAACUCAGCAAUUCGUAUCUGAAAGAAUAAAAGCUUAGAUUCUUUUUUAAUGUAGUUUUGAAGGCUGGACACUAGGGUGUUUCCACUCCUCCUUGUAAAAUUCCUUCUGAUUACGAGUUAACAAUUCCACAAUAUAAGCCUGGUCUAGUUCUAUCAAAGUCAAAAGGGAGAAUGUUUCCUUCUUUAGCUUUUCAAAAUGUCCUCUAGUUAAAUGAUGCUUUGGUUUUUAAUGUUGUCAAUAAAUUAUCCUAAGACUAUUAUUAUUCAGCUCACAUAAAAACCAAAUUUUAGACCAAUUUAAAUAAGUGCUAAAAAAAUUAGUUGAACAGUUAUUUAAAAGUUUUUAGUGUUUUGAGUUAGCCAAUUAGGUUUUUUCAGGUCAUUUCAUACAGGAACAUGAGCUAGGAAAUAACUGAAAAUGCAGAGCACAUAGCUGUGCAUACACACGCAUGCACACACACAGGCACACACAUCAUUUGGAUAUAGCAUUCAGAUAAAUGAGGGAAAUGCAAAUUGUUUAUCUUGAAUUAUUCAGAUAAUCACUUAUUUUCACCACUUCAUUUUUUGAAUUUGUAAACACAACGUAAGGGUUUCCCAGCCCAGUGGGCUGGCUCUACAAUGAGAGGGUGGUAAUGGUUCCUGCAAGGAAAGAGGGUCCUCUGUAUUCACAGUGUAAACUGAAUAGUCUGGAAAGAACAUUGCAGAUUAAUUGCCAAUAAUGCAAUCCCCUAGACUGAGAAGGUAGCUGCUACAUUUCCUUCUUUUCUAGUUAUUCAGGGUUCCUUCUUUGUUUUUGCCCUCUAACCAUUUUUUUCACAAAAGGAUUAAAGUUCCCAUUUUCCAUUAAAAAGUAGAAGUCCUAAGACACUGUCAGACUGAUUUUCAGGAACAAAUGAUGAGUGCUUUGAUUUGGUCAGCAUUUGUUACAAGAGGUUUUUAUCAUUUACUGUUCAUGUUUAUAACAGGAAGGAUUCCGGGGGGUCACUUUCGACCGUGAGGGAAGGCCCCCUCCAGGCACAGAGCAGCACUUCAGUCCCUCUGCUGGAAGAUCAGACCACCCCACGCCCUGUCCACCCAUCGCAGUCCCAGCCAAGCCAUCCACCAGUCGGCUAGCUGCACCCACUCACUGCGUCCAUGCGCUGGGUAGUGAAGGGUGGCUCUAGAAGCCAUAGACAGAUAAAAAAGAAAAAAUAAUGCGUGCUGAAGUAACUUUCAUGUCAUUAAGAGAGAAAAGUCUACAUAUCUUGCUGACCAAAUUUUCAAAUUGUCAGCCGGAUAUGAUUGUAGGAUUUUAGGAGAAAUAAAUUAUGCCGCAUCACCAGCACCAUUAUCACCAUCUAUAUCCGUUUUCGUGUUCCCUACUAGUCCUUAGUUAUUGAUUCAGCACAAAGGUUUAAUGUUUUUUCCCAAAUCACGACAAAAAUUACAACUGAAGGAGAAAAUGGAAAAGUUUCAUUUUGCCUUAAAUAUUAAAUACACAAAUCACAGCUCAAAAUUUUGGAGGCCUAAAACAUUUCCCAAACUGCUCUUUAUCUCACCAGUGCUGCUUGUCUAGCCUGACUCAUUCAGAACCUGGAAUUACUCCUUAGGAGGCCACCUUGCCACCUAAUUUUUAUUUGUUAGUUUGUGGGGUUUUUUGUUUUGCUUUGAUUUUACCUUACUUUUUAAAAAAAUUUUAUUUCUCUUCAUGAAGAUAAGAACUCUUUUCCCUAAAAUGAAAGCAUCUCUGGACACCACAGGUUUUGUUACCCUUCUUAAUACACAAUUUGCGUCUAGGCUUUGAUUCCCCCUUUUAUCUCGGGAUUUUUACUUUUGGAUAGAAAUAGGUACAGGCAAAAUAUAUGGAUGAAAUCUGCAGUGUUUACUAUAUUUUAUCUGUUUAGAAUAACUGUUAAAACAUGUUGAAAGACACUUUCAUUCAUUAUUGACCUUCAGAAUGACUAAUUUUGUGCUAGUGAAUGAUGUUUACAUGCAUAGGUUUGUACAAUCUCAUGACAUGUACUUUACAAGGAACUCUGGGACUGAGAGAGGUUCAUUCCUCUCAUGUGCACUUUCUAUGGAAAAUUCUAGGAAAGUAACAAUGUUCGCGGAUUGGGCCUGGGUUGUUUGUGAGGAGCAAGGGGUCAUCUUGUGUUUAUAUGCAGUGAUGUGUAUUUGUGUAUGUGUGUACAGUGGUAAAACUGGAACAACUUACUAACGUGUGUGUACUACUCUACUCACCACUUCAAAUGUAGUUAAAUAGAAAGGAGCACAGUUUCUUAGUGACAGCAUAUUAGAUUACUAAGUGUUCAGAAGAAGAGAGAGAGAGAGGAACUGACAAUCUUUCUAUUUCUUGGACAUGUGGGACCACAUUCCUUCUUUAAAAAAAAAAGUUCGAUACCGGAUUAGAAGCUGGCCUGGGGCCAACAAGCCUGCUCCGACCGAGAGCUCCUGCUCAUCAUCCCCUUGCUUGGGCGCACAUCUGAGCGAUUCUUCCGUCGUUAGUGCGCGGUCAGUUUUACCAGAAUAAGCUGAAAGUAGUUCUCAAGAUGCAGGCAGCGAAGAGCCAUCCCGGCACUUGCCUGGGAUGCGGCUCUCACACAGACGCGAGGACGCACGGGGUCUAGUGGGAACCGUGUGGCGCGCGGGAAUCAGCCCCAGGGCGCCGGCCGCGCUCCCUUCUUGAAGCUGCGUGGGAAGCGAAGCCGUCCGGGGCUCUGGGAGAUGCCGCAGGCAGAAGGGGAGGGCGGCGGGGGCCUGCUCUCUGCCGCGGCGGACUCCUUCCCGCCCGCGAGGCCCGGGUGGGUGGAAGGAGGAGGCAUUCCACAACCUGGGAGUAUCUCGGAGUUAGUGGAGGCGCGCAGCGUAGAAGUGCUCGGGGACCCGCGCACCCCUCUCCAGGCCAGAGCGCCAGGGCAGGGUCCCCGCCCUCACCAAGUGGCCUCCAACAGCCCCCGUUCCCCUGUCCUCCCGCAAGGCCUGGACGCCUGGAAGCCGGGUUGGGGGCCGUGCAGGCUGGUCCCCGCUGUCCUGAGAAGGUUCUGAGGUCUGGCUGUCCUCAGUCCCCGGAGGAUGUGACUCCCCGCCAGCCGUGCAGCCCAGCUCGUGGGGUCCUGGUGAAACGAGGGCGCGUGCGCCCGACGUGCCUUGGCGACACGGGCGCCGCCCCGCUUCGCCGUCCUGUCCCCGCGCACCCUCCAGGCGGUCCUGUGCCCGGGGCCGGCUGGGCCUAGGGGCUGGGCUGCCCUCUGUAUUUGUAUUUGGAUUCCUACGUUUGUACUUCUAAUUCAAAUAAAUGCACAUGU